CACUAUCAGUGCGCAUGCACCUUACCAGUCAGUAUGUGAUAUCCAGUGUCAGGUGUUCGCGCUAGCUUUCCCACUUGUCGAUUAUGUUUAAUUAAGAAAACUCGCUCGAGACGAUGGAGAUGAUCGAUUAAAUUCAUUGCUGCUUUUUCAGAGUUAUUCUGCCGAUCAAUUCUGCGCUAACUAGAAAGCAUGACUGCGCGAGAGAUGGAGGUGGAAAAUCUCAAGCAGCAAGGAAAUGCGUGUGUCAAGGAAGAAAAGUACAAGGAAGCAAUGUUUCAUUACACACAUGCCAUCAAGCUGGAUCCACAGAAUUAUUCUCUGUACAGUAACAGAUCCUUUGCCUUUCUAAUGAUAAGACAAUACCAUUAUGCCAUGGAGGAUGCCUUAAUGACUAUCCGAUUGAAGCCUGACUGGUCCAAAGGUUAUUUCAGGAAGGGUGAGGUUGAACUAAGAACAUUCCGUUUCGGUGAAGCGCUUAAAUCUUACUCCAGAGCUCUGUCCUUACAACCGAAUGAGCCCAAAAUUUUAGAAGCUAUAAACACAGCGUCCAGAUCACUAAUCAAAGAUCAGAGAGCUGAUCAACAGAUUCCUUGGCUUGGAGCUGGCGUCGGCAUUAUAUUAGGAGUCAUAGUUGUGAUUGCUGACUAUGUUUUUACAAACAAGCCGACGUUAACGUAUCCUCUACUGAUGGCGUUACUAACAAUAUCUAUAGCCAUGCUAGGUUUCGUAAUUGCGAAGGGAUUUCGUUACUUCAUCAAGUGCCAAAGAAAAUCGCUACUAGAUCCGCCCGUCGAUCUCUUCCCCGACGAAAAGGAAGAUCUCGAGAACACUGACAUGGACAACUUGUACAAUGAGAAGGAAAAACAUCCGAAAUACAGUAAAGCUCAAGCAAGGCACCGAUUCCGCAAGGGAAAAUCGUAGUGCGUUUGACUGUUCGUGCACGCACUCUCGAAUGACUCGAAUAAACAGAUGCAUCUUGUUACUGCAUCUACGACGCGUCAAGGUUACACAAGGACGCGUUUAAUUCUGUCAUUAUUGUCAUUAAUCAAACUGCCUUUUCGACAAUUUUGUACUUUUAGAUCUACGGUGUACUACAUAUUAUUUUUGGUUUUACAAACUAUUAGAGUGACAUUUAAAUUUUACGAUCAAAACAUUUGUGAAUCACGUCUUAUAUCUGUUGCUGCUUUAACAAGCAGCAGUUUAUGUUUGCAUUAAACACACGAUAAAUUUUAUCUUUUACAAAAUAUACACGAAUAAUUUAGAUAAAACUAUCCAAGGCAUGAAGAAAUAUAAGAACUAGUCACGUAAUAAUUACAUAAAUGGCCAGUAAAAACACUUAAACGUGUGAAUGAGAUGUGAAUGCAUUUUUACAACGUAACAAACUUGAAAAAAAAUAGGAAAAGUCAUAUUUGACACUUCUCUUCUUCUUGCUCACUUAGAAACCUUAGCAAAAAAUAUUAUCUCUUGAAUUAUAAUAUUUGUCCUUGUGAUUCUUAUACAACGAAACAAUGAAACAUAAACGUGGCUCGAUAGCAUUAAGAAUUGUGCACUUUUUCUCUACACCUUUUGCACUAUGUAUUAAACAUGCGCGUGACGCAUUCUUAUUAAGAAAACAUUUCGCAAUUGAAAUUUAUGUAUCCGAGAAUACAUAUAUACGUACGUAUAAGUUCGAUUGUAAGAAAAUGUCCCGUUGACCUCAAAGGCGACAGUAGAAUCUACUUUAUAGUUUUACCAGUUCAUAGUUUAUUAAACGUUUGUUAUAAAAAAAAAAAAAAAAAAUCAUGAUCCGAUUUGUUGUCACAUACAACGUGCUAUGAAGCGCAAUUUACAUUAUAUAAUUAUCCAAUAAAGAGAGAACUGGAAGAUA
Pseudomyrmex gracilis is the source of this 1867-nucleotide messenger RNA. RefSeq lists its product as uncharacterized. Bases 190 to 921 code for a protein of 243 amino acids. Lineage: Eukaryota; Metazoa; Arthropoda; Insecta; Hymenoptera; Formicidae. The record is from RefSeq and is a predicted model, not a curated record. Gene Ontology annotation, molecular function: Hsp90 protein binding. The transcript has 5 exons.